Messenger RNA from Heterobasidion irregulare TC 32-1, 354 nucleotides. RefSeq lists its product as uncharacterized. The record is from RefSeq and is a predicted model, not a curated record. The coding region runs from base 1 to 354 and encodes 117 amino acids. The transcript is spliced from 4 exons. NCBI's taxonomy places the organism in Eukaryota, Fungi, Basidiomycota, Agaricomycetes, Russulales, Bondarzewiaceae.
AUGCGCAUGUACGCACUUUACGACCGCGACCGCCGCAUUCUCGGCUUCUUAGUCGCUGUCGCCGCAGCAAGCGUCGUCGUCGGCUGUUGGUCGAUAAUCUCGGGGCCCAGCGACGAUAUCCCGCGCCGGCUCCCCGCAGAAUUUCCGGGCUGUAACACACUUCUCUCAGAUUCCCAGGCUUGCUGUUGCUUGGAGCGGUGUACUUGUUUUCGAUACCUGUGUAUUUUCCUUGACGUUGUGGAAGACACUCAGGUUGGGCGCAAGGGGGCAUCUGCUAAACACAUUGCUGCGGGAUGGGGCGAUAUUUUUCAUGUGCGAACGCUUCCCUUCUCCCCUCUGAAGGAGACGUGUUGA